CGCAGACUCAUAAUUCCACAGGUCAGACCGGCUCUUACAGUGGAAAUGCCAUCCGUUGAAUAUAGCUAGGUUGCUAGAGCGGAGGAAGUGUCGGAGUUUUCUCCGGCACAACACACCCCCCUCGUAACUGUUUCCCCACAUCUACUUCGCUGUCCUAAAUCUGCGGGGCCCCAUACGGGGUGAAGCGGAGAGAGUGGAGCCGCUGAGUCCUAGUAUCCAUCUCUUCUCCGCGCCGGCCAAUGCGAUUAAAUGUCUUAGCUAUAUAUCUUGCAUGCAUCCAUUUCAACUCUCAUAACGCUCAUUACGCUGAUUCUCUCUAUCACCCAAAACCAAAAUAGCAACAGACAAUAUUGCGCAGCUAGCAGCAUGGUCCAGCAAGAGAAACCCUCGGAGGUUCGCCAUGACGAGAUAGCUCCCUGCACCCAGCCCGCUGAGGAAAACUAUCACCAAACAAAUGAAGAUCAGGAGACCGCUAAGUACGUGGGUGGAAAUACUACCUUCGUCGACGAGGAGACUAGUAACGCGCUUUUCUGGACAGUCAACAAGAGAAUCCUAGCAUGUAUGCUCGGAACUUAUUUUUGCCAAUCUUUAGACAAAGGCACCCUUGGCUUCGCCUCGAUUAUGGGUAUCCAAGAUGAUGCUCACCUCGUUGGCCAAGAUUAUAGUUGGCUUGGCACAAUAUUAUACAUGGGAGUGCUUGUCGGAGAGUAUCCCACCAACCUCCUGCUACAAAAACUUCCUGUUGCAAAAUAUGUCGCAGCCAACGUUUUUCUAUGGGGCAUUGUCAUUGCUUGUUCAGCAGCUGCCAAAGACUUUAAGUCCUUAAUGGUAGUCCGAUUCCUGCUUGGCAUGUUUGAAUCCUGCAUACAACCCGCAUUUAUCAUCAUGACAAGCAUGUGGUAUACGAAACGCGAACAGACCGUCCUAACUUCGCUCUGGUAUUGUAUGACUGGAGUACAAUUAAUGGUCGGAGGUAUCAUUGCGUGGGGUGCAAGCCACUACGUCGGGCACUCUAUCUAUUCCUGGCAACUCCUAUUUCUCGUUCUAGGAUGCGUGACGUGCGGCUGGGCAGUUUUUAUCGGCUGGUGGCUGCCUGAUUCUCCACUGAAGGCGAAGUGCUUCACCGAGGACCAGAAGCGAAUGAUGGUUGAGCGUGUCCGAUCUAAUGACACUGGGAUUCAAAACAAGACUUACAAGGUCUACCAGGCUCUUGAGACGAUUAAAGACCCUGUUAUCUGGUGCUAUAUCAUGCUGCAGAUUACUUCAACUCUUGUCAUCGGUGGCCUCGGCGUGUUUUCGAAUAUAAUCAUCAAGUCCUUCGGAUUCACUCUUCUACAGACCCAGCUCUUGAAUAUAGCACAGGGCGCUGUGACGAUUUUGAUUAUGGUUGGUGGUGCCACCUUAGGUCAGACAACCGGCCAGACUAUUUUGGUUAUGCAUACAUGGACAAUCCCUCCCAUAAUCGGAACCGCGGUUAUCUACUCCAUUACACCCACCCCCCAAACCCGCGUCGGUCUCCUGAUCGCCUUCUACUGUACCCAAUUCCACCUUGCACAAGGGAAUCUCAUCUUUUCUCUGAUCUCCCGCAACAUCGCUGGCCAAACCAAGAAAUCUACCGCCCUGGCCAUGACCUUUGUGGCCUGGGCCGCCGGGAACAUGACCGCCCCCCAGAUCUUCCAGAAGAGCGAUGCUCCUCGCUACAAGAAUGGCUUCAUAGCGCACUUCUGCCUCUACGUCCUCUUUAACAUCUUCCUAGUGGUCUUGCGACUUUUGCUUACGCGCCGCAACAAGGCGAAGCAGAUCACAACAGCGACCGCACUGGCUCUCGAGGGGACGACGGACUUGAAGCAGGUGGAUGGAAAAAUCACGCACGCGCGGGCGUUUGAUGAUUUGACGGAUAAGGAGAAUCCGGAUUUUAGGUAUGUGUUUUAGGGGAGUGGGAGGAUAGUUCCUGUUGCUUGAGGCGACUCCGCGGUUGGGAGAUUGGGCUGCUAUGUGUAUACAAUGAAACCAGUCGUGAGAUGCAGACACACUCUUGCGCACCGAUAUUCCCCUCAGAAAUGAAGCAAAAGAUACCUCUUUCGUAAUUGCCG
Molecule: messenger RNA, 2093 nt
Organism: Pseudogymnoascus verrucosus
Lineage: Eukaryota; Fungi; Ascomycota; Leotiomycetes; Thelebolales; Thelebolaceae
Exons: 9
Coding region: 367-1932 (521 amino acids)
Biological process (GO): transmembrane transport
Cellular component (GO): membrane
Molecular function (GO): transmembrane transporter activity
Source: RefSeq, a predicted model, not a curated record